Molecule: messenger RNA, 526 nt
Organism: Scaptodrosophila lebanonensis
Lineage: Eukaryota; Metazoa; Arthropoda; Insecta; Diptera; Drosophilidae
Product: perlucin-like protein
Exons: 3
Coding region: 7-492 (161 amino acids)
Biological process (GO): biological process involved in interspecies interaction between organisms
Cellular component (GO): external side of plasma membrane
Molecular function (GO): carbohydrate binding
Source: RefSeq, a predicted model, not a curated record
UAGAGUAUGCUUCUUGAAAGUUUGGUAUGGGCUUUUGGCGCUCUACUGGCUAUCCCAGGAGCUGCGUAUGCUGGCCCAGUCGUUUAUAAUGUGAUCGGAUCCAGACAGCGGCUAUUUUCUGUUUAUGGCACAGACUACGCACUUGGUACUGAGAUGAACUGGUUUGAAGCAUAUCGAAUUUGUGAGAAAUUUCACAUGAAGCUGGCCACCAUAAAGAAACCUAGUCAUUAUGCGGCCCUUAUAAUAUUUCUCGGAACAAAUAUGUCUUCUAUAAGGAGCGACGUUUGGGUUGGUGCUACGAAUUUGGGUUUUAAUAUAACAACAUGGUAUUGGAUGAAAGAUGGGUCAUCUGUAUCUUACUCAAAUUGGAUGCCAAAUGAGCCAUGUCGAAUCGGAUGCAUGCGAUUGAGUCACAAACACAAUUUUACGUGGAAUGAUGCCGAAUGCAGCAGUAAUAAAUUUCAAUUUGUGUGUGAGCAUACAAAGUUUUGAAAAAAGGGUGGAAAUACAAAUAUUUAUCGCCUUA